GUCAUCAUUCUUUCAAACUACAUUUUACGGAGAACCCUUAACAAACUCUUGGCGCCAAAGAUAACUAUCACCUCUAUAUAAGACCAGCCCCCCAUCACAACAGACUCCCUCACACAAAUCUCAAGCCUCUCAGAAUUUCCAGGAAGUUAGUGCCGCUGUUGCAUAGAGAUGGCACUAGAGAGGAGGAGUAACUUGAUAACUUCUUCACCAAUCCUGACACUGCUCUUUAUCUGCACAUACUGCUUCGCCCAACAUACCCAAAUGAACAUGCAAUGGCAUAAGGAUGAUGCACAUCUGAAAGGAGACAAUGGAGGGAGAAUGAAGAUAUGUCUGAUAGCCUCCAAGCUUGAGGACAAGCAAAGCCAAUUCUUUCAGUGGCCUAAGAUUGAAAAGCCCGUUUUUCUGAAACCCAACAGGAUCACGGCUCCAGCUUACACCCUGCGGCCGCUCAAACAAAGGCCUGAUACAAAUUAUUCUGGGGAAGGUUCAGAAUCUGGACAAGACCACAACUACCGCUGAUGGUGCCACAGCACAUUACGUGGAAUCUGAUAGGCGGGCCCGACCCAGCAGUUGCUUAAGAAUUUCCUUUCCUUCUUUUCCAGUCUAUAUAACAGUUUAAUAGAGACGUAUAAUGAUUUGAUUGAGAUAAAAACAUUUUAGUUUAGCG
Messenger RNA from Mangifera indica (mango), 667 nucleotides. RefSeq lists its product as uncharacterized. The transcript is spliced from 5 exons. NCBI's taxonomy places the organism in Eukaryota, Viridiplantae, Streptophyta, Magnoliopsida, Sapindales, Anacardiaceae. The record is from RefSeq and is a predicted model, not a curated record. The coding region runs from base 169 to 519 and encodes 116 amino acids.